This is a messenger RNA of Aspergillus novofumigatus IBT 16806, 528 nucleotides long. RefSeq lists its product as uncharacterized. The record is from RefSeq and is a predicted model, not a curated record. The coding region runs from base 74 to 340 and encodes 88 amino acids. The transcript has 2 exons. Lineage: Eukaryota; Fungi; Ascomycota; Eurotiomycetes; Eurotiales; Aspergillaceae.
AUAGGCUACAGAAAACGAGAAUUCAAUCUUCUUACUUCUCAAUCAAUCAAAUUAUUCUCUUGCUAUUUCUAUCAUGAAGCUUCUGGCUACUUUCCUUCUACUUGCUGCAGCUGUCUCUGCCUGCAGUGAUCCUGCUUACAGGUGCAAGAAUCCCCAGGGAACUAAAUCAGCCGACUACUCCAAAACUGUGGAGAUCUGCUCCGAAGUCGCUGAUGGAGCCAAGAUGUGCUAUUGCUAUGGCGCAGCUGAGGAUUAUUGCUACCUUGAAAAUGCAGAAAAGGUGAAGAAGUUCAUAGACUACUGCAAGAGAGAAGAUCCAUGGUACGCUGCGGCCUGUUAGACCACAGCAACAACUUUCCAGAGAACAAGGAUACCAAAGCCAUGUACCGUUGCUGCCUUUUGUGCAAAUGCCAUCGGAUGCUCUAUGGGCUUUUUCUGAUACUGUUGCUACUUGUGUUUCGCUCCACUGAGGACUUCCCAUUCCAGUGCUUGUUUCUCCCUGUAUUUAUGGAUUUGUUUGAAGCUGGC